GCGCUGGGGAGGAUGGCGCGCGCGUGGCUGCCGCUGGCGGCGCUGUGCCUGCAGCUGGCGGCGUCGAGGGUGGCGGCGGGCUGCGGCGCGUGCCGUCCGGAGCGCUGCGCGGCGGUGCGCUGCGCGGCGGCCGAGCUGGCGGCGCGGGACGAGUGCGGCUGCUGCCCGCGCUGCCUGGGCGCCGAGGGGGAGCGGUGCGGCGGGGCGCGGGGCGCGCGCUGCGGGCCGGGGCUGGUGUGCGUCAGCCGGCGGGCCGGGGGAGGCGCGGCGGAGGAGGAGGCGGCGGAGGAGGAAGGCACGGGGCGCUGCGUGUGCGAGGAGGACGGCGCCGUCUGCGGCUCCGACGGCCGCUCCUACGGCAGCGUGUGCGCGCUCCGCCUGCGCGCCUGGCUCGCCCCGCACGGCGGCCGGGGGGAGCGCGUCCGCAAGGCGCACGACGGCGAGUGCAAGCUGGCUCCAGCUAUUGUGGUGCCACCCAAAAAGAUUCACAAUGUUACAGGAGCCCAAGUCUACCUGUCCUGUGAAGUGAAAGCCGUCCCAACACCUAUCAUCACCUGGAAAAAGGUCACAGAAUCCCCAAAGGGAGUGAAGCUCCUAGAAGAACUGCCUGGGGACAGAGUCAACAUCGCAGUCCAAGUUCGGGGUGGACCUUCUAAGCAUGAGAGCACAGGCUGGGUUUUGAUUAACCCACUGACAAAAGAAGACGAGGGUGUUUACCAGUGUCGUGCUACAAACAUGGUGGGAGAAACUGAGGCAGAGGGGAGUAUUAAAGUCCUGGAUGCCAACAAGAAAGCUAAUUUCCUGCUAUCUGAAGACAUGAAGUAGCAGGAUGAAGCGAUUUAACAACAUCUGAGAGAAUCGGAU
Molecule: messenger RNA, 864 nt
Organism: Euleptes europaea (tarantolino)
Lineage: Eukaryota; Metazoa; Chordata; Lepidosauria; Squamata; Sphaerodactylidae
Gene: IGFBPL1
Product: insulin like growth factor binding protein like 1
Exons: 5
Coding region: 13-825 (270 amino acids)
Biological process (GO): regulation of cell growth; regulation of signal transduction
Cellular component (GO): extracellular region
Molecular function (GO): insulin-like growth factor binding
Source: RefSeq, a predicted model, not a curated record